GUUCGCUGGCGCAGAGAUGGCUGCGGGUGUCCCCAGUGCGCUAGUCACCAGCUGCUCAUCCACCUUUUCCGCAGACCGGCUAGUCCAGCAUAUCCUUGGAACAGAAGAUCUUAUUGUGGAAGUGACUGCCAAUGAUGCCGUGAGGUUUUAUCCCUGGACCAUUGAUAAUAAAUACUAUUCAGCAGAUAUCAAUCUAUGUGUGGUGCCAAACAAAUUUCUCGUCACUGCAGAGAUUGCAGAGUCUGUUCAAGCAUUUGUGGUUUACUUUGACAGCACACAAAUAUCUGGUCUCGAGAGUGUUUCCUCCUGGCUUCCACUGGCAGAAGCAUGGUUACCUGAAGUGAUGAUCUUGGUUUGCCAUAGAGUGUCUGAAAAUGGUGUAAACCGACAGAAGGCUCAAGAGUGGUGUAUCAAACAUGGCUUUGAAUUAGUAGAACUUAGUCCAGAAGAGUUGCCUGAGGAGGAUGAUGACUUCCCAGAAUCUACAGGAGUAAAGCGAAUUGUUCAAGCCUUGAAUGCCAAUGUCUGGUCCAAUGUAGUGAUGAAGAAUGAUAGGAACCAAGGCUUUAACCUUCUCAGCUCAUUGGCUGGAGCAAACCAUAGCACUGGAUCAGCAGAGACCUGCCACUCAGAGCAGCCCCAGUUGCCAGCAGCAGAGAGGACUGAACCCCUCUUGGAUCAUCAAAGUGGUGCAUCUAAUACAACAGACACUCAGGUUGAUAGCAUCGUGGAUCCCACGUUAGACCUGGACAUUCAAGAACUAGCCAGUCUUACUACAGGUGGAGGAGAUUUGGAGAAUUUUGAAAGACUGUUUUCAAAGUUAAAAGAAAUGAAAGACAAGGCUGCGACGCUUCCUCACGAGCAAAGAAAGUUGCAUGCAGAAAAGGUGGCCAAAGCUUUCUGGAUGGCAAUUGGGGGAGACAGAGAUGAAAUUGAAGGCCUUUCAUCUGAUGAAGAACACUAAAUUAUUCAUGCUAGGGCUUGACUAACAAAGACCCUAGCUCCCUCUACCUGAGAUGCUUCCCUACUCAACCCAGUCAUCUUUUGCUGAACUCCCCAUCCUCAUGUUGGCCGCCUGACUUGUUUAUAGGCUCCCGUGAAUUUUAGUUUUUAGUAGGGGGUAAAGCAGAAAUCUCUCCUCCCUCAGAAUAUCGUGGGGGAGUGAGAAUGACAAUAAGGAGUGAGGAAUUCUCAAAUACACUUUUUUGCUCUAGGAACAGGAGUGGGAUGAGGCCCAAAGGCCUGUGUGAUAUGACCAAGUUACAGGCGAAGAACCACCAAGCCAUUCCUAGUCAGUCUUUUAAGCAGCAUUCCCCGUGUUCACACUUGAUCACUGCAGAUCGGGAGCUUGUGCCACCUUUCCUGCGUUCUGGAUUUUUUCUGUCAAGGAACUUGCUGCUCUGAGGUUUGAUGCUUUUGAUGGGAGGAAAGAUUCAAUUUGUGCUGUAGUAUAGACUAUGUGCCAAAGCCACUGCCCCUCAGGUUAGCCUCUAGCUUAAAAAAAAAAAUGCAUCUGGGCAUUUCAUUUGAAAUGCUAGAAAGUAUUGAGAAACCAUUGUGAAUUUUUAGACUGUAGUAAAUGAUGCAAGGGUUU
Messenger RNA from Lipotes vexillifer (Yangtze River dolphin), 1594 nucleotides. RefSeq names its product alpha and gamma adaptin binding protein (gene AAGAB). Bases 17 to 964 code for a protein of 315 amino acids. NCBI's taxonomy places the organism in Eukaryota, Metazoa, Chordata, Mammalia, Artiodactyla, Lipotidae. The record is from RefSeq and is a predicted model, not a curated record. The transcript is spliced from 10 exons.